Molecule: messenger RNA, 555 nt
Organism: Capsicum annuum
Lineage: Eukaryota; Viridiplantae; Streptophyta; Magnoliopsida; Solanales; Solanaceae
Exons: 3
Coding region: 1-555 (184 amino acids)
Molecular function (GO): nucleic acid binding
Source: RefSeq, a predicted model, not a curated record
AUGCAUGUGACUAUGCGGCUGCUUACAAUUAAUGCUAACGACAAGACUAGUACACAAGUUGAAGUAUCCAAUAGAGAAAUCAAGUCAAUACUGGCGAAGACCGUGAAUGCCAAUUGGACUGAUUGGGCAAUAAGGUUAGAUGAUGCAUUAUGGGCUUAUUUUACAGCUUAUAAAACCCCCAUAGGUGCUUCACCUUAUCAAAUUGUGUAUGAAAAAUCUUUCCAUUUACCAAUUGAGCUUGAGCAUAAGGCACUAUGGGCAUUGAAGGCGCUGAAUUUAGAGUUGAAAGAUGUAGCUAAAUCUAGGUUUAAUGGCAUAAAUGAGUUACACAAAUUCCGGCUUCAGACAUACGAAAGUCGAACACUUUACAAGGAAGACAAGAAGUUGUAUCAUGACAGGAAGAUUGAGAAAAAGCUAAAGUCUAGGUGGCAUAGUCCAUUCACUGUGACAAGAGUGUAUUCCUAUGGGGUGUUAGAAAUAAUGAAGGAUGGUACAAAUCCAUUCAAGGUAAAUGGACACAGAGUAAAGAACUAUAUGGGAAAUGCAAAAAAGUGA